AUGGAGAUGCAUCAGUUCAUCGGUGACCUUAUCACAUCUGGAAACACCUCGAAGGACCAGCCAGAUGUGGUGAACCCAGCAUGGGGCGUGGCUGGAGCAGAGGCUGUUAGGUUCAAAGGUGCUUCACAUGAACCUUUUCAAAUAACUCGACCUGCUCAGGACAAGACGGAGGCAGAGCCGGGCCGUCGGGUCCAGCCUGGGGCAGCACAGAGGAAAGGAGAGGCCAGAGACAGCAGAGAAGAUGUGCAUCAUGGCUGCACCUGCCCUGGCUGCCCUUACUCCAAUUAUCCUUCUUCCUUUGAGACUUUACAACCCAGACAACCUAUGUCCUCAUCGGCAAGCACAGAUACAGAUGCAGUACGCCAUCCCAAAGACCAUAGUAACACUGCUCCAUUGAACUUAAAUGUGAACAAUGAACCAAGCAGCACAACCACAGCUGAGCUAGACACCAGGCCGUCCGGCCCAAGGACUCAGAACCCGGACCAGAACUCUGAAACUCCUCCAUCCAGAUUGUCCUCAAGCUCCUUGAACCACCUCACCAUGUUUCCCUGCUUGUGUUGCCGCCGCAGCUUACAACCCUGCACACAGAUCCUGAGUCACCAGGAAGGAACGGAUUCCCCAUUUUCUCACACCCAUGCCCAUCAUCAUUUUCAUCACCAUCACUGCCCUAUAAGCUCCUGUCUGCCCUAUCCACAGCUCUCUGCUCCUUUCCCCUGUUUGUCUUGCCAGCAUUCCUUUCCUGCCUGCACUCGGGAGGAGAGAGGUAGGCCAGUUUCGACUCUGCUGUCGUUGCAUGCUUGCAUGCACUGCCCUGCCACUUUUUCCAGACCCUCCCAGCUGCUGCAGCACCAGCGCACCGAGCAUGCUCACAAACCGUCUGGCUUUCUCUGCACAGAGUGCGGCAGGGCUUUCAACUCACACAGCAAUCUCCGUAUCCACCUCAACGUGCACACUGGUGCCCGGCCGUACACCUGCUCCGAGUGCGGGAAGAGUUUUAGUCAGUCGGGGGCUCUGAAGAUCCACAGACGGAUUCACACAGGCGAAAGGCCAUACUCCUGUGGCUUCUGUGGCAGGGGGUUUCCCCAUCUGGCAGGGGUCCGAGCCCAUCAGAGGACCCAUACAGGAGAGAAGCCCUACCGCUGUAGUCAGUGUGGGAAAUGUUUCACCCAGUCUGGAGCCCUGAAGAUCCAUACCCGCAUCCACACAGGUGAGAGGCCCUUUAUCUGCAGCAUCUGUGGAAAAGGCUUCGCCAACCGCUCCGGGAUCCGCUUCCAUUACCGCACAGUCCAUGGGCUGGCCCCUGAACAUCCUGGAGAAGCUGGGGGUGCAUAUCGAGGAUCAGCAGGUCGUGGUUGUCCGCCUGGACGUCCCAAGACUUUGCCUCCCACCAGCAUAGGGCUAAACACACCUAAUAGGUCAGAUAGUAACUCACAUACAACUCUAACUUCAAGAGAAGUGUCGACUGCUUUGCUGGGUGGAAAUGAGAGAAAGUCUCAGUCGGAGGGAGCAAACACAGGUAGUAACAGAGAAGGGCUGCUGUAUGCAUGUGAGGACUGUGGCCUGCGUUUUAAGGAUGCUCCCUCCAGGAACAGACACCAGUCUUUGGUUCACUACUCCUCUGAGGGGAAACAGGAGAAGGGGGGACAGAGGAAAGAGUUGAGCACAACCAGUGGAGAGUAAAUUUAUGUUGUUGGUACAUUAUAGCAGGCUCAACAUCACAAAAGUCAAAUACAUGUUGAAAUUAUAUGUAAAAAUAUAUUCUUUAGUUACGUAUUACUUAAAAGUAUUGCACUACCUUUCAAGCUAUUGUAUAUAGACUGAAGUCCAGUUUUUAAAUCACAAAUUGAAUUCGUAACACCGUAAAGGGUUUUCAGGAGAAAUUCUGUAUAUUAGCUUUUUAGCAUCUAAUUGAUGAAAAAUUAAUUGAUUUGGAGUUAACACCUCUGAUUGGUUUGACAUGUUUUUAUUAGUGAGGUGUCUAAUCUGUGCAGAUUUAGCUUUAAGUCUGUAAAGUGAACUUAAAUAUCUUGCUGCUGAAUCACACUUCAGAUCCUAUUUUUUCUUAACACCGUUGUUUAUUGUGCCUUAUUCAGCUGUGGAGAGAGGCAUUGCCCUUUGUAUUGCAGCAAAUUACUCGCCAAAUGUGACAACACGGGGCAGUUACAAAAACUGUGAAUUUUUGGGUCUGUUAAUUACAUUUUCUGAUAUAAUGGAAGACUACCACUGCCAUUGACCCUUAUGAUACAAAAGAUCAUAUACCAGGGAAAAGUACAAUUUUCUAUCUUAAAUACAAAACUGUUUUGUAUUUUCUUUAAGGGUCAUCAGUGUGAACAGCAAUUUCAUAUUGCUUUAUUUUAGUUAAGUAACAGAAUCCAAUGAAGAGAAUCCAAAGGAGUUUUUACAAUUAAAGCUAAGUGAAAUAUUAAAGUGGGGAGUUAAUUUAACUUAAUUCCUUAGUGUUUUUUCAGUUAUGGGAAAGUUGCCCUGUGGUGACAAAUCUAAUAAUUAACCGGAAGGUUUUAUGAUAGUGAAGUAAUCUUUAUUUUCCGGAUUGGUGGGAAACAACAUGUCAACAGCUCUGGAGUUCGAGUGAGGUAUCUGUGUCUUGCUCAAGGGUACCGCUGUAGGUUGAAUCACAAGGAUUUUCAUCUAUGUGAAAGAAAGUCUUUCCCUGUUGUGCCUUUCUUUGUAUAAUAAAAAAAACAACAUGUAUUUUAAACCAAUAUUUGUUUGUUAUUAUAUUAUGUAUGUUAGAAAUGGACAAUUAUCUGAGGAUUAAGAACCAGCAAACAAAUACUGACACGAUCCAUUCCUGUUAAAUGUUUAGGCUCGAGAGAGUCACCUAGUGGUUACACAUAAUCAUUGCAACAAUAUCAACCACUGUGUUACAAUGUACCAUUUAUAGUACUCCUAACAUGUUUCUUAUCAAAACAUGUUGAAUUGAUAUAUUGUAAAUACAAUUUCAUAUUGUGAUGACAAGUAACAUAUCCUAUUCACUUUUUCUCCAUUAACCUGUUAAAUAGACCAAAGCAUACAUUGUUAGAUGACUUGUGCUUUCUGAAAGUGCAGCUUGUGAUUGAACAUUUCAUGAAUAAACAAUAUCUCUGAGA
Molecule: messenger RNA, 3110 nt
Organism: Scomber scombrus (Atlantic mackerel)
Lineage: Eukaryota; Metazoa; Chordata; Actinopteri; Scombriformes; Scombridae
Exons: 2
Coding region: 1-1680 (559 amino acids)
Biological process (GO): regulation of transcription by RNA polymerase II
Cellular component (GO): nucleus
Molecular function (GO): RNA polymerase II transcription regulatory region sequence-specific DNA binding; DNA-binding transcription factor activity, RNA polymerase II-specific
Source: RefSeq, a predicted model, not a curated record